Physella acuta is the source of this 1280-nucleotide messenger RNA. RefSeq lists its product as uncharacterized. The record is from RefSeq and is a predicted model, not a curated record. NCBI's taxonomy places the organism in Eukaryota, Metazoa, Mollusca, Gastropoda, Physidae.
ACACAAUUACAUUAUAAACAUGAAGAGAUAGGGAACAAGCAAACAUGGCUCUGAUUACAUUAGCAUUAGCAUUCCUGUGUGUCUGGUCCAUAUCAGCACAAGUACUGCAUAAAUCAAUAGUACCAAAAGAAGUAAAGAGAGAUUCAGAAGUUACUGUUUUCUGUGAUUCUGAUCUUGCCGGUGUCCCUGAAAAUGGCAGUCCUGAAGGCAUUUAUGCGUUACAUCUGAGUUGGAACAAACAAUUCUUUUUAAAGUUCGAUACCGAGUCUCCUUAUAGAAUUAUACCUGGUCCAAACUAUCGCUGGCGUACUAGGAUUUCUGGAACGUAUCCCAUAAACGAGUUUGGAUUUUUCGAUAGGGAAAAAUUCAGGCUGGAAAUCGAUGUGAUAUAUCUCAAACCCGAUGACGAAGGCGAGUUUUGCUGCUCUAGCUAUAUCGUCAAGGACAAGAAAGUACAAUUGGCUUCAGAACGUUGUGAGGACUUUAUAGUUACACAUCAGUCCAUAAUAGAAGGAAUGGUAGAUCCACAUAAUUCAUUAGUCUUGAAUUUGACUCAAUGUACCCCUGAGCUCGCAGGAAUUCCUGAUACAGCAACAGAGAUGGAAAACAUGUCGUUCUUCUGGCAAAAUAAAGAUUUCUAUCCGAACGAAUAUUUUUUGUAUACAUUAAGAACGUAUUCGUAUCCUGGUCAGCACAGAAACCCCAAUCUAGUACAAUACCCAGACGUAAAUCUAAUCAAACCUAGAGGAAAAGAUCAUUGGCACGUGCACCCUGGUUAUCGACAGUUAAAGCCCAACAUGAGAAUGGACACGCAUGGAACGGAGCUUCUUUUGUUAAUUUAUGGCGUACUACCCCAAGACGCUGGCUGGUACUGUUGCAGUGUAACUUACUUUGACGAAGCUGAUGCCAAACGUUUAGCCCACAGGUGUCAUUAUUUAUCAGCUUCACGUAUUGAAGUCAGUUUUAACUCCAAAAACGGAAGCUCAAUCAAGAUAGUUACCGAGAGUCUAAUCUUCGGGUUGCUGAUUAUUUCAUGGACUGUGCUACACAUUUAUAGGGGUUAAUAGUUUACUUGUUCCUCGCUUAAACGCCACUAAACAGAUGGAAGUCUUACCUACUAGCAAUAACACAUAUUGUGUUAUAAGGAAACCAUCAAGCUCUAACCAUCAAAGCAUCGAAAUUCACUGUGCACAAAAUCAUAAACAUUAGCUAAAACAAACAUCGCUAUUGUAAAUAGUAUCUUACAAAUUAAUAUUAUAUAAACGCAUUAAAAUUUCUUA